This is a messenger RNA of Panicum hallii, 1149 nucleotides long. Its product is annotated as psbP-like protein 1, chloroplastic. Gene Ontology annotation, biological process: photosynthesis. Gene Ontology annotation, molecular function: calcium ion binding. The record is from RefSeq and is a predicted model, not a curated record. The transcript is spliced from 6 exons. Gene Ontology annotation, cellular component: extrinsic component of membrane; photosystem II; photosystem II oxygen evolving complex. NCBI's taxonomy places the organism in Eukaryota, Viridiplantae, Streptophyta, Magnoliopsida, Poales, Poaceae. The coding region runs from base 140 to 880 and encodes 246 amino acids.
GUCCAGCCCCGUGUGCCCACCGCGCGUCGUGUGUGGACCAGAAACGAAGCGAAAUCCUUCUCGGCGCACCGAGUCCGCAGGCUUCGUCGCUUCGCUUCCCCCACAUCCGGUCCGGCCAUCAUCCUCGUCGACGUCCGCCAUGGCCACGGCCGUGCCCGCCGUCUCCCUCCCGCUCCCUCGCCGCGCAGCGUCCUCCUCUCCCUUGGCCGCCGCCCGCCGUCCCGGGUCCCCGUCGCUGCGCAGGCGGCAUUGCGCCGUCACGCCCGUCGCCGCAGCCUGCAGCGCUGCGCCGCCGCGGCAGCUCGACAACGAGGAGGAAGGCUCCGGGCGGCGGCAGGUGCUUGUGGCCGGUGCCGCCGCGGCCGCCGCGUUUGUUUCCCGGCCCAAUCCGGCGGCAUUCGCAGCAGAGUCUAAGAAAGGGUUCCUGCCUGUCGUCGACAAGAAGGCUGGUUACUCCUUCCUCUACCCGUUCGGGUGGCAGGAAGUGGCCGUGCAAGGGCAAGAUAAGGUGUACAAAGAUGUGAUAGAACCUCUGGAGAGUGUGAGCAUCAACUCUAUUCCCACUAGCAAGGAGGACAUCCGUGACCUUGGUCCUCCGGAUAAGGUUGCUGAGACCUUGAUAAAGAAGGUUUUAGCACCAGCAACGCAGAAGACGAAGUUAAUCGAGGCAAAAGAGAAUGAUGUUGAUGGGAGAGCAUACUAUACUUUUGAGUUCACAGCUCAGGCUCCGAACUACACCAGACAUGCACUUGGUGCUAUUGUAAUUGCAAAUGGCAAAUUUUACACAUUGACUACUGGAGCAAACGAGAGAAGAUGGGAAAAGAUGAAGGAUAGGCUGCACACAGUUGUCGAUUCCUUCAAAAUUGAAAAUAGGAUAUGAGGAAUGUCUGGGUUCUUGUGCUGAUUUUUCUUUGUUGUUUUGUUCUCUUCUGGAGCUGCAAUGGUGAGAUCUAAAUAGUAAAUGUCGGGAAUAUGAAUUGCACUGAUCAGUUUUUAUUUUUGAAUGUUUUGUUCUUGAAACACUUGUUUGUACUUGGCAUGUAUAUGUUUUCACUGUCUGUACUGUGAUCAUUGGAAUAAGGUGAUCCAUACAGUUGUGUAAAUGUAUCGAAAAUAAGCAAUAGAAUUCACCCAUGGGAGAUUACAUCA